Molecule: messenger RNA, 1748 nt
Organism: Paramacrobiotus metropolitanus
Lineage: Eukaryota; Metazoa; Tardigrada; Eutardigrada; Parachela; Macrobiotidae
Product: G2/mitotic-specific cyclin-B-like
Exons: 8
Coding region: 173-1330 (385 amino acids)
Biological process (GO): regulation of cyclin-dependent protein serine/threonine kinase activity; mitotic cell cycle phase transition
Cellular component (GO): cytoplasm; cyclin-dependent protein kinase holoenzyme complex; nucleus
Molecular function (GO): cyclin-dependent protein serine/threonine kinase regulator activity
Source: RefSeq, a predicted model, not a curated record
AAGCGCCCAUGUUUCUGCAACGUUUUUGGCUUCCACAAUUUUACGAGUAAAAUGUAAAUUGUAAAAGUACGGUUGCGAAUCGUCACCUCAUCGGUCCUGGAAAUUUUCGGGGUUAUUUCGGUUUGUGAAAUUGAAGUAUCUUUGCAGAAUCUCAUAAGUUAAGUUGAGGAGAAUGGCAUCGCUGCAGAACCGCGGCAAUCAGCAGCCGCAGCGAGUGCUCGGUAAUAAGCCUGCAGCUCGACCUGGCCUCCAGAAUCCUUCCAACAAAGUUCUCCAAGCAAUUCCCGAGAAAAAGAUUGUCACGAACCUUCAGAACAAACAGCAGAACGAUGCCAAAUUCAAAGAACCAACGCAAUCCAGACUGCCCACUCUGUCCACACUUCGGCAGAAUAUCACACUCGAAAAACGGCAGAAACUGCUUCAAGAUGUUGUGCGGACAGGAGGAAAAGAAAAUGGUUUCAUGACGUACAAAGCGCGACCAGAGGACGUACCGGACAUCUACGCAGACGAUGUGGGAAACGAAGCGCUGGUGGUAGCAUAUGUGGAACACAUCUACACUUACCUGUAUCACCGCGAGCAGCAUUCCCUUCUGUCGAAAGACUAUAUGGACGGGAUGUCGGUCAAUCCAAGGAUGCGGACAAUACUGGUCGACUGGAUUGUCAGCGUGACGCACAAAUUUAAAAUGUGUCAAGAUACUCUUUUCUUGUCCCUGAACAUCGUCGACCGAUUUCUUUCUAUUCCUGAAAUCGAUGUCACGAAAGAUGAACUGCAGCUGAUCGGAGUGACCGCCAUGUUCGUUGCCGGAAAGUUCGAAGAAGUCUAUCCGCCGGAUUUGGAGGACUAUGUGUAUAUCUCGGAUCAGGCUUGCACGAAAAACCAGAUUCUGGACUGUGAGAUGAUGAUGGUGAACGCGUUAAACUUCGAUUUCACUCGGCCGUUACCCGUGCAUUUUCUUCGACGCUGCUGUAAAGCUGCAAAUGCAAACCCGGACGAGUAUUGUUCAGCUAAAUUCCACUUAGAAUUGGCACAAAUGCACAUCGAUUUUGUGGAGGUUAAACCAUCUCUCUUGGCUGCCGGAGCGCUGUAUUUGGCUCUUCUGUUUCGUCGCAGGCUAAGUGAUUUCUGGGAUUCCAAACUGACGUAUUACAGUAGUUACGAAGAAGGAGCGGUGAAGCAGAUGGCUUCGAGGUUGCUUGAUGUCCUGAAACAAGCACGAACAGCUAGGUUGCAGUGUAUCAUUAAGAAAUACGCCACACCGAAAAACUUUGAGUCAUCCAAUAUAACCGACCUGGAGCUGGAUGAGGUCGCAAAGCAUUUUGGUAGAAGCUGAAAAGACUGGACGUUCACUAGGCAUUCCAGAUCUGUUUACCACUGAAUAUUCGUUUUCGGAUCGAUUUGGAGUACUGAUUCUGUUGUAAAUACUUCCUAGUUGUGUUCUUAGUCUUUUCUACUCCAUUUGCAUAUGCUGUUGUUUCUCUGAGUAGGGAAUGAGUCACGCGUGUUUAAUGUCUUGACUGCGUUGUUUAACAUUUUUAAAGUGAUUCUUUCUAAAGGUGUACUGAUCUAUGCGUACUUACCUUCCGUGAUCCUGUUGGGACUUUGCACUUUGCAGACUGUCGCAGUGUUCAAAUCACAAUCCAAAUUCUGCGUGCGUAUUUCUGUUAUAUUGUAAUAUUAUUUUGUAUGCAUGCUUGGCUAAUUGGCUUUAGCAAAUGGCAACUUGUUUAAGGUGAAACCUCAUUCUGUGU